This is a messenger RNA of Pantherophis guttatus, 1294 nucleotides long. RefSeq names its product mitochondrial ribosomal protein L17 (gene MRPL17). Gene Ontology annotation, molecular function: structural constituent of ribosome. The record is from RefSeq and is a predicted model, not a curated record. NCBI's taxonomy places the organism in Eukaryota, Metazoa, Chordata, Lepidosauria, Squamata, Colubridae. Gene Ontology annotation, cellular component: ribosome; mitochondrial large ribosomal subunit. Gene Ontology annotation, biological process: translation.
CGCGGCGGCUUCCGGCGGCUUCGAAGCGGCCAUGAGGCUGACUGCGGCGCUCGGCAUCUCCCACGGGCGGCUGCGGCGGCGGAUCGGGUUCGGGCCGCGCUCGCGCCUCGACCUCCUGCGGAACCUCGUCACGAGCCUCGUGCGCCACGAGAGGAUCGAGACCACGCGCGCCCGUGCCGACGAGAUGCGCUUCUACGCCGAGCACCUGAUCGAGCACGCCAAGCGCGGCGACACGGACCCGCAGGCCAUGCGCCUGGCCGACUUCUGGUUGACGGAAAAGGACCUGGUGCACAAGCUCUUCAAAGUGCUGGCGCCCCGCUUCGCGCCCCACCAGGGCGACUACACGCGGAUGGUGCGGAUCCCCAAGAACGACAGCCUGGACCGGGCCGAGAGGGCGGUGAUCGAGUACAAGGGCAAUCCGCUCCCGCCGCUGCCGCUGCCCCGCCGAGACGGCGAGAAGACGCUGGUCAACCAGCUGCUGAAGGGCUACCGGGAGGAGCGGGGCACCACCGUGUGAGGGAGGAUUGUUUGAAAAAGUAAUAAGCAUAGGAAGAAAGACAAAACAAAAAGAAAAAAAAAUAAACUUGCCGCUUGUAUCCAGCAAAUCACUGUAAGGAUACCACUGUCUUUUAAAAUAGUUAUUUAGUUUUAUAUUUAUAUAACCAAAUACUUAAUUCCAUGCUUCACCCUUUGCCUAUAUGCCCGUUUCUAAAUUAACCUAUUAGCAAAAUUUCGGUAAUUACCAGAAAUAAAAACCUAACUAGUAUAAACUAGUACAUCCAAUUUGAAUCCAUUUUAAAACUCUGUGGUUUUGGAGAUUUAAAUCUCCAUUUCCAUCCCCCUAACAAACACCCUCUAUUUCCACUCUUCAAAUACAAGUAGUCCUCAAUUUACGACCACAAUUGAUCCCAAAAUUUCUGUUGCUAAGUGAAACAUUAGUUGUGAGUUUUGCCCCACUUUGACUUUUCUUGCCACAGUUGUUAAGUGAACCACUGCAAUUGGUAAAUUUGUAACGGUUGUGAAGUGAAACUGGUUUCCCCAUUGACUUUGCUUGUCAGAAGGUCUGCAACCAUCCUAAAUAUGAAUUGGUUGCCAAGCAUAUGUAUUUCAAUCAUGUGACCAUCGGGAUGCUGCAACUUGUGUGAAAAAGUCAGUUUUUUCAGUGAUGUAACUUUGAAUAGUCACAAAAUGAACUGUUGUAAAUCGGCAACCUGUAGUUGAGGUCUAAUCCCAGUCAAAAAUUAAAUCUCCGUUUGAAAGUGUAUAGUCUGAAAUAAAAAUAGCAUUCUAGGUA